Messenger RNA from Puntigrus tetrazona (Sumatra barb), 3316 nucleotides. RefSeq names its product cilia and flagella associated protein 70 (gene cfap70). Bases 56 to 3235 code for a protein of 1059 amino acids. The record is from RefSeq and is a predicted model, not a curated record. Gene Ontology annotation, cellular component: extracellular exosome; motile cilium. NCBI's taxonomy places the organism in Eukaryota, Metazoa, Chordata, Actinopteri, Cypriniformes, Cyprinidae. The transcript is spliced from 26 exons. Gene Ontology annotation, molecular function: protein binding. Gene Ontology annotation, biological process: cilium movement; cilium assembly.
GAGAGAGCCGAGCAACAGUUGUUUGGUCUUGAGGAAAGUCGUUUAGUUUAUCGACAUGGAGAACCAACGAGAGUUUGGGAGAGCUGUGCCGGUGCAGAUCAGUGUUCUGUCGGGAAAUAAUUUGAGGGGCAGUAGGACUGAUUCGUGUCUCAGUUUCGUUCGAGCGGAGUUUAAUGGAUGCGUGUUGGGAGACUCACAGAAACUGGACACUCCCGAGGGCAAAAACGCGGUUUACAACUUCACCUGUAGUUUCGAGUGCUCAGAAGUGGCACAUGCUCUGGACGAUGUGGCACACAAGCCUGUUAUACUAACUGUGUUCGAGAUCCUGCCAAAAGAGAAAAAGCAAAAAGAGGAGAAAACCACAGCACUAGGACAAGCCGUCGUGGAUCUGCUGCCGCUCCUGCGAGGUCAGUGCAGCUUCACAUCCGCCGUGCUUCUUCACGCCGUGCCCGGAUCACCGGCAGACGUUGCCGUACAUGAGGAUGGCUUAAAGUCCACACUGGAUGUGACGGUGCAUGUUCCCGAGCCGUUGCUCUCCGAUGCCCAGCGCUCUGACUCUAAUGUGUUAAUGGUCACUGUGGAGACGGCUUAUUCUGUUCCUGACGUCUGGAGUCCUGCCUCCACGCCUCCGUCUCAAUACAUAGCUGCCCUGCAGAUGCCCGUCUCUGCCACGAAAGAGCAAGUCUUGUUAUUCUCCAAUGGCGUAUUAAAAAUGGGUGGUGAGAAGGAGCCAGUGCCGAGACCCAAAAAAUGGCCCUUGGGGUCUCUUCUCGCACCAGGAGCCGAAGUCAUUCAGGGCCUUUAUAUUGAUGCAGAGCCCACAGACAUGGAUCACGGAGACCUUACUGACAUAGAGGACAGGGACUUCAGAGCAGAUGCUGAGUGUAACCAGAAAAGAGUGAGCUGGGAUACAGCACGUCGUUGCUUUAUUGAUGCGGGGGGUGUGGCCUGUCUUUCCCGCAGGAUUGCAGAAUGUAGAUUGUGGCCUGUUGAGAUCACGAAAGCCGUACAGACGGCGCCAACCAAAGGCGGGAAGACGAGGCAGGGGGAGGACGAGGUACAGAUCUCAUUCCACGGAGUGGCUUACGUGGAUCUGGUGCCGUUGUUGUACCCUGGAGUGCAGCGUAUACACGGCGUGUACAGAAUACACCCGUUUUAUGAGUCCGAUCUGCUGAAUAAAACUCAGAGGACCUACAGUGUUUUGAAGGAGAGCGGCAGAGCUCCGGCAACCCUGGGACGAAACCGAGCCAAUUCCUCCGUCAACUCUUUAAAGGCUUUUCAGAGUAGAACCUCGGAGAACCAAAGAGGAAACAAUGACGUUUCCAAAAAGCCGGAUUCCCAGGGGAAAUGUGCUCAGACUGAAAGCGCGUCUGGACUCGAGCCUCAGGUGAACACAGAGGGACAGAUGUAUGCCGAUUCGAGAUCGUACAUCAUUAUUGAAAUUGCUGUGGAAAAGCCACUGUCUCCGAAGAGGCCGACGGAGGAGCUGGCCAAACGGGUGAUGGAGCUGGUUCCUCCCAGACCUCCACUGCCUCGGCGGCCAGCGGGAGCAGAAAGAGCGGUGCAGGAGUAUCGCUCUCAGAUAGCGAGCGUGGCGGCUCAGGUGUUGGAUCAGUACCAGCAGCUGUUCGGGGCCGUGUUUCUGGCCGGUGGGAAACCUCUGGACCCGGUCCUGCAGGAACGACGCAAAAACCAGCUGCUCGGAGAGCUCAACUACUCUGGGAAGUACUUUGCCUUCAAGGAACAGAUGAAGUACUCUGUGGUGCGGAUCGUCAGAGAGAAGAUGUUGAGGACCGAGGCGUUCUCAGACCCCGAGCAGCUGCAAGCGUUCCUGAGUCAGCUGUAUGUGUUCCUGGUGGACGAGAUGCAUGCUGCUCUUAAUAAGACCCUGUCGGUGGACUCUCGUGAUGCUCAUCAGAAGCCUGUGCUGAGCUGUGCUCAACUCAAACACUUCGCCAGAGAGGCCGAGCUCGACGCAGACUACCAGCUGGCGGCACGCUACUAUCAGGAGUGUUUGAUUCGGGAGCGCAGCGAGCCGUCCCACUGGUGUGAUUAUGGAGCGUUUCACAUGCUGACCGCCGACCACCUGAAGGCCGAGGAGUGCUUUCAACAGGCCUUGUCCAUCGAGCAGACGCACGCACCGAGUUUGCUCAUGUGCGGCGUGCUGUCGGAGAUGAACGGACGCUAUGAGGACGCCGAGACCUUCUUUGAGAGGGCCACGCGUGUGGAGCCCAACAACGUGGUGGCCUGGGCUUUGUUUGGUAUAUUCUGCCAGACUCGGGAGAAGCUCAUAGAGGCGGAAAUGGCUUUUCGGGAAGCCGGUAAGCGGCUUAUUUCGAUCCAUCAGAACAAGUUACCGUCUAGGCCGGAAAGGACUUCAGAGUCUGGUCGGAAGAAGGAGCAGAAAGACGAGAGCGGCGAGACUCCAGCUGGGAACACGGAGGAGACAGGUGGGCGUGCGGACGAAGCCAAUGCUGUACGUGAAGAAAACCCGCCACAGAGCAGCCAGGAGAGCGAACAGGAAGUACAGCAGAUAAUUCCCCCAACCACUAUCUACAUGGAGACCGCGUGGUUUCUCCUGCAGAACUACGCAGUACAGAUGGCCCAGCGUGCCCUGGCUCUAGAGCUGCUGUCUCCCGACAGAGGCACGGUCAGCUCGUAUCAUCUCGCUCUGGCCAAACUCCACCUGCUGAGAGGAGAUCACGACAGCGCUGAGGCCAGCCUGAAGGAGGCGCUGGCCGACGACUUCCAGGAUCCGGACACGUGGGCCCUGUGGGGUCACCUGCAUCACGAGAAGGGCGAUUCCGCUCAGGCCCAGAGCUGCUACGAACGGACUCUGGAUUCAGUGCUGGACGCCUCGGACACACACUCUGUCUACCUUCGCUUGGGCUCCAUCUAUCUGCAGAAAGGAGAACACGAAAAAGCCAAAGCUGUGUUCCUGCGGGCCUGCAAACGCUCUCCGUCGUGCCUGACUUGGCUAAGGCUGGGAAUCGCCUGCUAUAGACUGGAGGAGCUGACUGAGGCCGAAGAGGCGCUGACUGAAGCCAACGCUCUGAAUAACAGGAACCCAGAGGUGUGGGGUUACCUGUCUCUGGUCUGUUUACAGACCGGCAGGAAGCUAGAGGCGGAGCAGUCGUUUAAAUAUGCCGUAAAGAUGAAUUUACAAGAGGAGACGCUUCUAGAAGAGAUUCACAAACUGCAGUCACGUGUUGGGUUUGGAAACCCUUCCUUCUGAUCCGUCUUAUCCACAUCAAUGCCGUCUUGAACUAUCGUUUAAUCCCAAUGAUAAAAAAGGUGUAAAUAAAAUAAUAAAUCA